AUGGUUCCUCUGCAGUGGCAAAUCAUGCAGAAGAGGGCUCCCGGAUGUUAUGUCGCGAAGGAUAGUAAACUGAAGAGUAUUGCCAUGGCACAACUUACUGGAUCUUCAUUUCCUCAGGGCAGACAAUCAGGCGCAAAAAGAACCAAAAGCCAAAAAAGAAAGGACAGAGCAAAGAGAAUGAAACUGAUGCAUCAGAGUGUUGCUGAAAAUGUGCAUGAACCUGUCGUUGGGAUGGAUGGACCGUUCGAGACUUCAGCGAACACAAUGAGUUCACCUGCAUGUAGUGAGCCCGUCCAAUCACCGUGUUCAUCCCCCGAACACUUGUUAAUCGACGAACCUCCUGAUGAAAGCGAGAGCUAA
This is a messenger RNA of Strongylus vulgaris, 360 nucleotides long. The record is from the annotation of a GenBank genome assembly. Lineage: Eukaryota; Metazoa; Nematoda; Chromadorea; Rhabditida; Strongylidae.